CGAUCGGCUUUCUAUUCUAUUUUAUUUAUUUUUUUACAUUCUCACUGGGUUUUGCUUUCGUCUCAUGCAGCUUCUCAGGGCCUCGCAGAAAAGCCCCUCGGGCUCCCGAGAACAGGAGUGAGCGAGUAGGCCGCUUUGAUGAAACCUCCGCGCAGUCUUUCAUCCAUCCGGGUUGGAGGGCUUUCGAGAGGAAAUAAAAAGGAGUAGUGGAUGGGAACUCACAACACCACAGGAAAAAGCCAUUUUAGUUCGUCUGGUUUCGCCUCCCCCCCCCCCAACAUCGCGAGACCGGCCGCGAGAAAAGCGGAAGCGGUAUGUGUACAUCUGCGCAUGCGCCUGACAGAUUUUUUUUUUUUUUUUUUUUUAAAGGCGCGAAAUAAUUCAAAACUUUUUGCAGAGCUAGGAAGGUCCCAAGGUUUGCUCCUUGGGAAAGCUCGGUUGCUCUGGCCCGAUGGAGUCCGCGCACCGCAGCGCGAUUUCCCAGGCUGUGCAGUCACUGCACUGUGUCACUCUGUCCCUGCCUGCGAGCUCUGUAAGAGGAGGAGGCUCCGAGAAGUCAUGGGAGGGCGGCCUGGGAGAGCAGACCGGGCUUUGAAAAGCCAACUCUGGAGUCAGGGAGACAGCACAAUGGUUCUGCAAAAGACUCUCCUGCCCUGAGGCUCCGAGGUCCCAGGUUCAAUUCCCCAGCACCACUAUGAGCAGAACCUGAGCAGCGCUCUGAUAAAAAGAUAAAAAGCCAGACUUUGGAAAGCUGUCCAUGGUGGCUAAGUAAGGGAAUACAUCUCAAGGGUUAUGGUUUCUUGCACUGGCGACUAAGGAACAUUUACAGUAAGUUCAUGGACACCUGCUGGAAUGUUGGGUUCUGCCCUGCAACAUCAUAAAGAAAGCCAGCUGUGAGCCAGAGGGAAGCAGAAGACAGCUAUGAAUGCAUCCCCUGGCUCUGCUGGUGGUUUAUGGCAGGCUCCAAACUCCCAUGCCAGGACUCUUCCUGACCGAGAAGACCCAAGGAGACCAACCCCGAAACAAGUCUCGAUGAAGCACUGAGAGGGGAGAACUGAAUAUGGUUUUUGCGCACAGCAUGGAGACCAGCACACUGCCCCCUUCAGUCCGUCCCAUCAGCCUGAUGUCCCUUCAGAACCACAGCUGCCCUGAAACGGCCUUGCCUCUGCCCAGCCAUGACCCAGCGGAGCCGAGAGGGGCCCAAGUCUGGUUGAACAAUGCCACGGACCUGCCCUACAGCCUGAGCCCCGGGGAGGUGGCCGCUGCCAGCAUUUUCUUCGGGACCCUGUGGCUGUUCUCCAUCUGUGGCAACUUCCUGGUGUGCCUGGUCAUUCAUCGCAGCCGGAGGACGCAGUCCACCACCAACUACUUCGUGGUGUCCAUGGCAUGCGCCGACCUCCUCAUCAGUGUGGCCAGCACACCUUUCGUCCUGCUGCAGUUCACCACGGGCCACUGGACCCUGGGCAGUGCCCUGUGCAAAGCUGUGCGCUAUUUCCAGUACCUCACGCCCGGUGUCCAGAUCUACGUGCUCCUCUCCAUCUGCAUCGACCGCUUCUACACCAUCGUCUACCCGCUGAGCUUCAAGGUGUCCCGGGAGAAAGCCAAGAAGAUGAUCGCCGCCUCUUGGGUUUUGGAAGCCGCCUUCCUCACCCCUGUCUUUUUCUUCUUCGGCUCCAGCCGGGAUAGUCACUGCAACUAUUUUCUCCCUCCCUCCUGGGAAGGGACUGCAUACACCAUCCUUCACUUCUCGGUGGGUUUCGUGAUCCCGUCUGCCCUCAUCCUCUUAUUCUACCAGAAGGUUGUCAAGUACAUCUGGAGAAUAGGCAGUGAUGGCCGGACGGUGAGGAGGACGAUGAACAUCGUCCCAAGGACAAAAGUGAAGACCGUCAAGAUGUUCCUCAUCUUGAACCUGCUGUUUCUGCUCUCCUGGCUGCCUUUCCAUGUGGCUCAGCUGUGGCACCCACAAGAACAAGACUUUAAGAGAAGCUCUUUGGUUUUCACAGCUGUCACGUGGAUAUCCUUUAGCUCUUCGGCCUCAAAGCCCACCUUAUACUCCAUCUACAAUGCUAACUUCAGGCGAGGGAUGAAGGAGACAUUUUGCAUGUCCUCCAUGAAGUGUUACCGCAGCAACGCCUAUACUAUCACCACUAGUUCAAGGAUAGCCAAGAAAAACUACGUGGGUAUUUCAGAAAUGCCUCCCUCAGCCAAAAUGAUAACCAAAGACUCAAUUUAUGACUCGUUUGACAGAGACGCCAAGGAAAAAAAACUGGCUUGGCCCAUUAACUCAAACCCACCAAAUACCUUUGUCUGACUUCUUAGAAUUCUUUCAGUUGUUGUUAUGCACCAGAGAUUAAAAAGCUUUCACUAGAAAGACCGGGGCUAUUUUCUUAAACA
This is a messenger RNA of Erinaceus europaeus (western European hedgehog), 2394 nucleotides long. It is a transcript of the gene GPR19, whose product is annotated as G protein-coupled receptor 19. Lineage: Eukaryota; Metazoa; Chordata; Mammalia; Eulipotyphla; Erinaceidae. Gene Ontology annotation, molecular function: G protein-coupled receptor activity. The record is from RefSeq and is a predicted model, not a curated record. The coding region runs from base 1061 to 2311 and encodes 416 amino acids. Gene Ontology annotation, biological process: G protein-coupled receptor signaling pathway. Gene Ontology annotation, cellular component: plasma membrane. The transcript is spliced from 4 exons.